GAAGAGAGUUCGGCUUUCGGCGCUUUGCACGAAACGGGCGAUUUGCGCGGUUCGCAAUUGCUUCUUUGUAGUCUUUCCUCCGACUUCUCCAUGCUGCCCGCUGACUGUGCCCAGAGGCUGGUUUCCCUUUUCACCCAAGCCUUGGAAGAUUGCACAGAGCAGAGGACAAAACUCCAGCAGAAAAUUCAACAGUGCCGUGCGGUUCUUGGGGAAUGGAGCUCUGAGAGAGAAAGCCCUGUUCCUGAAGAUGCCAAAACUGAGAAACAUGAAGCAACAGAGCCUUCAGCUGAGGAGCUCAAGGACCUGGAACUGCUUAACAAAGCCUUGGAGAAAGCAUUAAGACUCCGGUCAAAAUUCCACCAAGUGCCAUGUGAGACCAUUAAAGUCUCGGAAACUUCAAGUAAGAAGCCGGCGAGCCAGUCUGCUUUGGGACAACCUGCACGUAAUCUUAAAGGCAAGGUCCCCAAGACCACCGAGAUGUCUCCUGUGAGUAGAAAGCCGGUGGCGUCCAAAAAACCCACAGCCUACAUGUUGAAGGCUCCCUACAAAACUGAUGCGGUGGUGAAAAGGCCACCAGUGAAAAUACCAGCUGGACGGAGCAAAACGGCUGGGAAAAAGUUGGGGUCCUCAGUAGGGGUCGCCUCUCCAAAGUGGAAACCGUGCGCAAAGACAGCCAAGGACCCUGACGGAAAGGUCCGUGUCGCUGCCGAACCCGGCUUGCCGUUGGGCUGCUCCAAAGGUCCCUGCCACACGACGACACCCCCUCGGUUCGCCGGUGGAGGGGACUGUGAAGGAACAGGCCUUCAAGCCCCUGAUCUGGUAGAUCCUGAUCUGGAGGCUUUAGGUGGGCCGUAUGCUUUAAGAACCAACCCACCGAGAAAAGGAGCAAAGCCUCCAACUUCCACUCUUCAACAAAUCGGAUCUUCGCUGAAACUGCCCCUUCCGUAUCAGAAAGCUUUUUCCAAGUAUGUCAGGUUGUUGGAAAAGUGCCAGGAUUUGAAAACAGACCCCGAGGCAGCUGUCGCCAAGAGCCAAUUUUUAGAGAAGCUGCAAGCAACUGCACUUGGAGAAAACCCAACCUGGGACAGAGAGUACGAAAGCCUUGUGACUGUGCAGGCCUUACAAGAGGUAGUAGAGCAGCAUCUUGGCAAACUGGACCAGAUGCGAGAAGCCCUGGUGUCUCAUGCAGAGUUUGCCUCGCUCUGCACGAACGACAAGGACGACACUGACCACGAUUCUUUGGGCUUCUGUCAUGCUCCCCUUGGAGGGCGAACCUGCUCGGAUCCAGAUUCCCUGGGGCCUCCACGACUUCUCUUUUACUCCAGCUUGGAUGAGCUGAAAGAGAUGGAGGCUUUAAAAUGGCAGGUGGCGAUGCUGGACCAGAAACUUCAGAUCCAGGCGGCUAUGGAAACGGAACUCCUUCCCCUUCUAGAACCGGGCCGCCUUCCAGAAAGUUCUAGACCUUCGGCGAUCCGUGCUGUGUAUUCCUUGAUGUGCGAAAGCGAAGAGCACGUUCCUGUUCUGGUGAAGGACGAAGAAGUGUCCUGCUGAAGUGAAAAGGGACGACCAGCAGCCAUACCUAGGAAGCUGUUCACUUUUGGCCUCCGUCCUUAAAUUGUCCACCCUUUCAUGACAGGUGAAGGCUAGAGGCAGGCCUUCACCUGCGUGCACUCGUC
This is a messenger RNA of Notechis scutatus (mainland tiger snake), 1676 nucleotides long. NCBI's taxonomy places the organism in Eukaryota, Metazoa, Chordata, Lepidosauria, Squamata, Elapidae. The record is from RefSeq and is a predicted model, not a curated record.